AGUGAGGAAGCAGGAAUGACGGACAUGGGAAUUUAGCAAAUAUAUACAUCAAACGAUUUUAAGAUAAAAAGAUUACCAUAACAAAAGUACUUUUCGAUUUACAUUUUUGUUCCCUGACAAUGCAGUCUUAUUUGUAAACCAGCGGUUAUCUUCCUCGUUCUCUUUUAACAGCUUCUCCUCCUCCCCUGUUCUGAUCACCCCAUAAUCUCUCUCUUUUACAUCUAAAUUUUCCAUUCCCCCAUUUCUCCAACAGAUCCGAUACCCGACCCAUAUUCCCAAAUCGGAUCCGGGCCAUCCGAUUUCCUCACCUCUCCAAUGGCGGCAUCACGUCGUCUCCGAGAUCUCCAAUCCCAACCCGGUAACAAAGUCUGUGUCGAUUGUUCUCAGAAGAAUCCACAAUGGGCCUCUGUUUCUUACGGCGUUUUCAUGUGUUUGGAAUGUUCUGGCAAACACCGUGGUCUAGGUGUCCAUAUUUCAUUCGUUAGGUCCGUUACUAUGGACUCAUGGUCCGAGAUCCAGCUCCGGAAAAUGGAGCUGGGCGGUAAUGAAAACUUGAUCAGAUUCAUGAAGUCAUAUGAAAUUUCAAAAGAGACUGAUAUUGUUACGAAAUACAAUUCGAAAGCUGCUUCUGUUUAUCGUGAUAAGAUUCAAUCACUUGCUGAAGGAAAGAUCUGGAAAGAUCCACCUGUUGUAAAAGAAACGUUAACUGGACCCACUAGACCGCCUUUGAGUGGUGGUGGUAGUAAAAGUAGAAAUUCUGGUUGGGAUGAUUGGGAUAAUUUUGAUGAUGGUGGGAAUAGUAAUAGUAAUAGUAAUAUGAAGAGAAAUCAGACAGUGAGUGAUUUUAGGAGUGGUGGAGGUGGUGGUGGUGGGCCUGCAAGGUCGAAGUCUACUGAUGAUGUUACACGAGCACAGUAUGAGGCGUCUGCAGCGAAUAAGGAUAGUUUUUUUGCUAGGAAAAUGGCUGAGAAUGAUUCGCGGCCAGAGGGACUUCCGCCUUCUCAAGGAGGGAAGUAUGUUGGAUUUGGAUCAAGUCCUGCCCCAAUGCCAAGGAAUAAUAAUAAUUACAAUUCACAAGGCGAUGUUUUUUCUGCCGUAACUCAGGGAUUCGGCAGGUUAUCUAUGAUAGCAGCCUCAGCGGCGCAGUCUGCUGCAACUGUUGUUCAAGCAGGGUCCAAGGAGUUUGGCUCUAAGAUGGCAGAGGGUGGUUAUGAUCAGAAGGUGAAUGAAACAGUCAAUGUUGUUGCAACAAAAACAACUGAGAUUGGACAAAAGAGCUGGGGUAUCAUGAAGGGGGUCUUAGCUUUAGCUUCGCAGAAGGUUGAGGAAUUUGCCGAGGGUCCAAACUCGAGGGACAAUAGCUGGAAACGAAGUGAAAAUGAACGAAAUGGCCAUUAUAAGGAAUCCAGUCAGGCAUCUAAAGGAUGGAAUUCUUCUGGAGGAGCGCAAUCGUCUGGUAGGCACAACAAUUCUGUCAGCUCAGCAUCCUGGGAUGAUUGGGAUAGUAAUGACAACAGGAAAGAAAAUUCUACCAGAGGGGCCACAUCCAGUAAUGAUGAUGAUGGCUGGGCUGGUUGGGAUGAUGGUAAGGAUGAUGGAUUUGAUGAUUUCCAAAGUGCACCCAAUAAUAAGCAUGUUGCUCAUGGUGGAAAAUCAGAGUCCAAAUGGACAGAUGGAGGUUUCCUCUAAGAGGAGCAGAUGCAGCAACUUCUUGUAAUUCUUUUCCCUUCCAAAAUUGAUUUCAUCCAAAUUAAUUUCUGGAAGUAGUUCAUCUCUGGAAUUAGUUUAUGUAUGUACCAUUACAAACUGGAGAUCGAUCAAUUGCCUCUCCAUGUAAAAGGAAAAAGGAGUGCAGGAAACAGAACAAACUGUUCGGAGGACCAUUACUUUUUUAACGUUGUAACUUUUAGCUUACAUUUGAAUUUGUUAAUGAUCACAGUUGUAUUUACUAUUC
This is a messenger RNA of Capsicum annuum, 1954 nucleotides long. RefSeq names its product probable ADP-ribosylation factor GTPase-activating protein AGD6. Gene Ontology annotation, biological process: vesicle-mediated transport. The transcript is spliced from 3 exons. Bases 316 to 1689 code for a protein of 457 amino acids. NCBI's taxonomy places the organism in Eukaryota, Viridiplantae, Streptophyta, Magnoliopsida, Solanales, Solanaceae. Gene Ontology annotation, molecular function: GTPase activator activity. The record is from RefSeq and is a predicted model, not a curated record.